CAUGGACUACAUAGCGAAAUGGAUUAAAUGAUAAAAACGUCUAUUGAUUCAUCAAAGAAUUAGUAAAAUCGUUAUUAAAUUAAAUUAGCGUGGCUUUCUACUACGACUAAAUUCCUAGUAAUUUUGUAUCUGUGCAUAUUUGUCUAACGAUUGCAAUGAAUCAGUCAAGCGCAAGUUUUCAGAAGCUCUUAGCGGAUUACGCUGACGUCCUUCCAGAACGAAUGGCCCACGAUAUUCUAAAGACGUAUAGCCUCUUGUCGAAUCAACACGAGUUCCUUCUAAAUCUUGACGGGAAUGCUAAACGUUAUCGGGACUGCGUCAGAGAAGAAGAUAUUGACAUUGUUGCCCAAGAGAUGCGCAAUAUUCAAACGGACGAAGUUAGUUUCAUGUCAGGUCUAUCAAAAUGUUGAAGGAGUGUCGCCAGGAGCACAACGACACCCAGCAUGUGAUGCGAUACAAUGCCGAGGGACCGAGUUCCUUCUGCAACAGUAUCCAUCUAGGAAGCACCAGGAUAUUGCUGAAAAACUGGCUUUUGUGCGAUUGUUGGAACGCAGAAACAUUCAGUAUAUCGGACGCUUAACUCCCAAUACGACAGUGAGUUUCGAGGCGGUUGAAAAGGCAGUUGUUCUGUUUUACCAUGAACGUAUUAAAAACGAUGAUCCGAAAGAAUGGGCUGCCUUAUUGGCUGCGUUUUUCGAUUUAGCGGACGGUGCGGAGCAAGGGAAAAUCGGAGUGGCAUUGUUCGCCGUAGUUGACUGUGACCUUUCUGGCUACAUGGGAUUAGAAGACAGAAACGUGAAUGCAAUAAUUCAGUAUCGAAACGGCAAACCGGUAGGCGAGAAACUUGCUGCAGUGACAGACGAAAAAGCUUGCCCGACAGCAAAGCCAGCAAUUCCAUCUACGCAAUGUUCGGUACCGAAAAAACUGGGAGCGCUGCGUCUGCCGUGUCCUACUUCUUCGACGCCUGACCGCUGUCUACCUGAUGGAGUUCACGAGUGGGAAUGUUCCAAGUGUCACCAGUUACUUAUGUAUGGAUUUGACGACCAUCUCUACUGCAAAUGUGGCAAAGCUGCAGCUGAAUGGUAUAGGUUUCAUUGUGGACAACAACGGCACGGUUCGCAAUAUUCCGGUUUCAGACCAAACGUACUGACUAGCUUUCUGCAAAAUCUGAAGCCAUUUAAAGAGAUCAAUAUUAUUAUUUUAGGUGAAAAUACAGCCGAAAGCUCUACAUGGAUUAAUGGUUUCGUUAAUUGUGUUAUCUGCCCAGAACUCAGUAAAGCUCUUACGGAUCCGAUUCACCUCGUUUCUACAGCAGAUUCAUCCGAUAGUAAUAAUCCAAAAAAGUCGGAAGCAGAGGUUUCAGAUUCUGCAAAUACAACCUACACGAAGACCUACGCCUUUCGCAAUAGCAACAACCUUAUCCGACUCAUCGACACAACGACCGACCAUAGCAGAGGCAAUAAUGAUCACCAAGAGGUACAAAAUUUUCCAUACAUUAUCAAAGACUUGACAAAAUAUGAUGGGGUGCACGGCAUCUGCAUUCUUGUUCCACCAAACAAUGGCCAGUCGACGAGAAUCGCAAAAUUUCUGCAGCGCCUGCACCGAGAUGUGUGCCGAAACAUUGUUUUUAUUUUAACCGGUGGGUGCAGCAUUUUCUCGCGAGGCACUGUGUGCAAGGCACUGGAACGAUUCAUGGAAAAUUGUAAAUACCCAGUACAUCUUAACGUCUACGAUACAGGUAACGUGUAUUGCAUGGAUUAUGAAGCGUUUAAUUCUGCUGCAACUUUGCAGUCCAGAUCUAAGGUUACGGGCUUUUGCGAUGCAAACCUAGACAAGAUCUGGGAGACCGCCGCGCAAGAUGCAAAUCGGCUGGUUAAAUAUCUUGGUGAAAGGGCACCCUAUAAGUUGCAACCCACUAUAUCCCUUCUAAAUGAAUGUAGGGAAACGAUUAAGGCCUUGACGGAAGUUGUACAACAGAUUAGCGAAACCAAUAAAAAACCUAAGUCGGUACUUGAUGAAAGAGCCCAAGAACUUCAACAGCUCAUACGUGACCGAAGUGACCUGGAAAAACAUCUGUACGUGCCAUCAAUUACCUUGGAAACCAUUUCGUUACCGUACCCCCGUCUGGUUUGUGUGGGGCGGAAAUGCGUGAAAGUUAUUGGUAAUAAGGUGAACUAUGUAACCCACUGCCACGAACCUUGUUACUGCGUUAUAGGGCCAGUUCCGGGUGUAUACCCAACACCCGGUGUCCAAAAUUGUGUUGCAAUGGAUAGUACUAAAUUACGAUGCUCUAAAUGUGGUUGUUCCUGGGAAUUUCACAUGCAGGUGGAAUACGAGACGAAGGAAGUGGAAGUUUCUAUGGUGGAUGAAAAAAUACAAACGUUGCUGGGGCAGAAAAGUAGCGAAAUCGUGGCUGCCAAACUUUUCGCGAAAGAUUGUGAGGAGGGUAUAACCAGAAUAAACAAAGAAAUGGAGGAGAUUUUCGAAGUGGCUGCCCUGUUGAUGUACUAUAUAAAAAACAAUGCCAUAGUCUCCGGCACGGAUUCCAUGGGUGAAUUUCUCCGUUUCUUAAUAGCAAAUGAAGAAAAAAAGGUUGCUGCUGGCUCCACUCGAAAGUGCCUGGAUGAUUAUCAGGCCGUACUCCAAACCUAUGUGGACGAGCAAAAGCUAUUGGAAUUAACGAUGGCAGAUGAGAGCACGAAUUACCAAGUCAUUACAUCGAAAGUCAGUGCCGCCAUCAAGUCGCUCUAUGGUUUGGAUAUCAGCGGAGAGAUAAUCAAAAGCCUUGUAGAAAAGUGCAGAAAGGAAUCCGCGCCCAUGCUACCGGUGGAGGAUACAUCGGUCACUUUUCUGUGGAAGUUGGUAUCUCGGCAUCCGGUACGAAAAUGCGGCCUACCAACCAAGACCUCUCGGACAGAAAGGAAACAGGAGUCGUUAGGAAUGAUGAGGCCAACAACAACCGCAAUUAUUUUCAGCAUGAUAAAAACGACGGAAAUUGUGAACAUCAAGGUUAUGGCAACCAGAUUUAUCGCCGCGCCUCUGCUUUCAGAGACAUUCCAGCUAUAAUGUACAGUAUCCCCAAGCUGCAAGUGAAGCUGACAAAGCUCGUGAUAACGCUCCAGUACCCACACAGUCAAAUGUCCAUCCUGUCACGUAUCACAAGCAGAUGCUAAAUGCCGGCCAAGCUUUAGCGCCAACAUACUACGGCCGGCAAACUCCAACUCCUUUCCUUUACCAAGGCGACAAACCGUCCGCUCCCCGGCAAAGCAUACAUUUUCCUUUGCCGAACCCCCAUCAACUGGCUACGCCAGCGCUGCCGAUGCAUCGAGGGUCUGCAGACCUUUCUAAAGGAAGCAUUGCGAAUCCUGGGUAUGCAGCAGCUAUUUUACCGUAUGGACCUCAAUUGUCCAACCGGGAUGAACAAGCGAUGCCAUCAUAUCGCUUGCAGGGCGCAAACAAUUUCGCAAGAUCAACAACAGCGCGGUCACGACAGAGCCGCGACCUCGCUACGGGAAAUAUUCUAAAUGAAAUGCGAGGUUUGCCGCCGGCCCAUAAAAGCCUCGUUCCGGAAUCGACACAAGAUUUAUCCCAAAGCGAGGCCAAGACUACAACGGAUCUCUCGGCAUCACAGUUCGAUCGAAAUGUUGCUCAUCGACCUGUUGCGGUCGUUUCACAAUUUGGACCAAAAAAGCCAUCUGUGCCAAUGAAAAUAAUAUUAAAACCGUACACUCCAAAACCCACCCAGAAGUCGGCUUCUCCCAGUCUUGAUCAAUCGGGCGUGGAUAAGAUCAGUCCACCGAACAAAGGACUGGAAAAGAAGGGAGUGGCAUUACGGAAGUGCGAUACCGAAUAAUAGCUACGGAUUGGAUUCAGAGGAACGCAGGAAUCCGGUACUGCGACACACGACACGCCCCCUUUCUAGUGGUCCCUCUGCUACAGUUGUGUGUGUGUGUAAAUUGGUGUAAAUUGAUAAAAUGGGAAAUGUUAAACGCUAACAUGUGUCACUUGCUGCUACUAAGGUCACCAGUGCGACCAGUACCCUAAUAAGAAUAACAGCACUGCGUCAUGU
Molecule: messenger RNA, 4069 nt
Organism: Paramacrobiotus metropolitanus
Lineage: Eukaryota; Metazoa; Tardigrada; Eutardigrada; Parachela; Macrobiotidae
Exons: 3
Coding region: 295-3066 (923 amino acids)
Source: RefSeq, a predicted model, not a curated record